Messenger RNA from Suillus fuscotomentosus, 594 nucleotides. RefSeq lists its product as uncharacterized. The transcript is spliced from 5 exons. Bases 1 to 594 code for a protein of 197 amino acids. Lineage: Eukaryota; Fungi; Basidiomycota; Agaricomycetes; Boletales; Suillaceae. The record is from RefSeq and is a predicted model, not a curated record.
AUGAGUGACGACGAAAAUCAAGCUGGCGGUCCUUCGCGCAAGCGGUGUGGUUCCGCGCUUCAUUUGGCUCCCCGUAAAAAGGCAGGACAACCACUCAUACUGCCCCUCUCCCGGAAUAUCAAGUCAGACCGUGAAUUUAACCAUGAUGUCACCGGUAGGUUGCUCUGUCCCGCAGGCCUUGACUGGUCGCACGCAGAAACCAAGCAGAGCCUGAAGAGUGGCAAAACCGCAGUUCAUGGGGAUCAAUGGCCUAUGUUCUUAUACACCGGGUAUCACUAUGAUCCUGAUGAGCCAUGGAAGGGCUUGCUAAGGAGCGAGAUACUAAUUUUCAUUCGAUUUUCUUUGACUUCGUCAUCUGCAUUCUCGCGUACCGACAUGAUUAUGGACUCAGAAAACUUUUACCAUAGCAUUCUUGACUUACUAGAGGACCCUGAUGAGAAUGAGGAAGUUGCUGACCUGAUGACGUGGUGGACGCGUCGGGUGUUUCCUAAUUCUUCUUCUUCGCAGCGCUGUAUCAGCAAAAACAGCGCGCUGUCCGAGAUUCGGGAAAAAUGCGCUGCGUUGCGACAACUAGCGACUGCUGACACUAAUUAA